Molecule: messenger RNA, 1082 nt
Organism: Humulus lupulus (European hop)
Lineage: Eukaryota; Viridiplantae; Streptophyta; Magnoliopsida; Rosales; Cannabaceae
Product: acid phosphatase 1-like
Exons: 3
Coding region: 131-904 (257 amino acids)
Molecular function (GO): acid phosphatase activity
Source: RefSeq, a predicted model, not a curated record
UUACCAUGUGAAAUUUAAGACCCAUAAUAAUCAUACACCUCAUACUAUUCCACACCCUUUAUUUCCCUUAAAACACUCAAUCUCAUCAAAUUUCUGUUCAUUUCCAACCUCUCUUCUCCUAGCUUUAGACAUGGGAAAACUCAUAGUUUUCUCACUCAUUGUCUCAAACAUCUUCAUAGGCUUAGCAGUUGCAGCAGAUUGGAGCAUUUUGAAGCCAAAUUUCAGCAAUGGACUCACUGACAGCUUGAAAAGAUACUGUGAGAGUUGGAGGAUCAAUGUAGAGGUGAGAAACAUUAUGGGGUUUGAAGUGGUUCCACAAGAAUGUGUGCAGCACAUUCAACAAUACAUGACAUCUUCUCAAUACAAGGCUGACUCUGAGAAGGCCUUAGAUGAGGUCAAACUUUACCUAAGUAGCUCUUGUACUACUUUGGAAGGUGAUGGUAAAGAUGCAUGGAUUUUUGAUGUUGAUGAUACUAUGCUUUCCACCAUUCCCUACUAUAAAGGACAUGGUUUUGGAGGGAAGAAACGCAAUACAACCUCUUUGGAAUCAUGGAUGAAAAAGAAAAAGGCACCAGCUCUUAAGCACACCCUCAGCAUCUUCCAUGAUAUCAAAGAUAAAGGGCUUAAGAUCUUUCUGAUCUCAUCAAGAAGGGAAGCUCUUAGAUCUCACACCGUUGAUAAUCUCAUCGAUGUUGGAUACCAUGGAUGGUCUGGCCUCUCAUUAAGGGGUUUGGAAGAUGAACAACUUGAUGAGAAAGAGUACAAAUCAGUGGCUAGACAGCGAUUGGUCGAUGAAGGAUACCGCAUAUGGGGAAUCAUUGGAGAUCAGUGGAGCAGCCUCGAAGGGUAUCCAAGUGCAAAAAGAACCUUUAAACUCCCAAACUCUAUUUAUUCUCUGUCUUAAAGCUCUUAAAAACUAUCUUAUUUAUGUUACUAAUCACAAGAUUGUUGGUUGCCCCCACUUUUGCCUUUGUUCUCAUUUUGAUUCCUGCGAAUAUGGAAAGAAAAACUGUCUUUCGGCUUGGUUGUGUUAUAAUACACUUUCUUAAUGAAUGUUCAAAGCAUUAAGUUCUCUGAAUGAA